GGCCCUAGUUAUUAGUAUUUUAUCUCAUUUUUAUAAGGAAGUGAGCCUAAUAAGUUUUGGCAUGCUUUGGGAAUCUUUAGUGUCAAAUAAAGAUUACUCUAGUUUUUAAAAAGCUCCUGUACCGAAUUAUACAAAGCAUUUUUAACUGUUUUACGGCAAUCUCAUAUUAUUUAUGAUUUGAAUAAUCCCUAAUAUAGUUGAGAAUAUUUUCAUUUGCUUUUUAGUAUACGUUACAAAUGGCUCCUCAACAAACUCCAGUGAAGUUGAGUCCCGAUGAGGACAGCAUUAGAAUGAUGCUAACAGCGAAGGUGCAUAUUGGCACAAAGAAUGUUGAAAAUAAAAUGCGCAAGUAUGUUUAUAGCCGUACCCAGGAGGGUGUUCAUCUGAUAAAUUUGGCCCAUACUCUUGAGAAGAUGAAAAUAGCUGCUAGAGCCAUUGUUACCAUUUCAAACCCAGAAGAAGUUGUAGUUGUAUCGGCUAGGCCUUAUGGUAGUCGUGCGGUUUUGAAGUUUUCACACUAUGUAGGAUCCCAACCAAUUGCUGGUCGUUGGAUUCCUGGAACUUUGACAAAUCAAAUAACCCAGAAAUUUAUUGAACCACGUCUUCUCAUUGCCACUGAUCCUAGGACAGAUGCGCAGGCUUUGAAAGAAUCAUCAUAUGUAAGUCUCCCAGUUAUUGCGCUAUGUGAUACCGAUUCACCUCUUCAAUACGUUGAUAUUGCUAUACCAUGUAACAACAAGGGAAAGGAAUCAAUUGCUCUCAUGUACUGGUUAUUGGCUAGGGAGGUUCUUUAUCUAAGAGAUCAAAUUAAGAGAUGGUUGCCGUGGGAGGUCAUUGUUGACACAUUUUUCUGGAGAGAUCCAGAGCAAUUUGAGCUUAAGAAUACCGCCGAUGAAUCUGUCGCAGCACAGGAAGAUUCCGAAGUUAUCAAUGCUAGGGGGUCUGUAAUGACAGCCCCUAUUGAUGUCGAGUGGAGCGCUGUAGGUGCAGCCCAGGGUUCAUCCGAUUGGAAAGUUAUGAAUGCUGGCCAUGAAGAAUGGGGAUCCUUCGUUGAUUCUAGGGGCCAUUGGCAAUAG
Messenger RNA from Theileria equi strain WA, 1076 nucleotides. RefSeq names its product 40S ribosomal protein, putative. Gene Ontology annotation, biological process: cytoplasmic translation; ribosomal small subunit assembly. NCBI's taxonomy places the organism in Eukaryota, Apicomplexa, Aconoidasida, Piroplasmida, Theileriidae. Bases 237 to 1076 code for a protein of 279 amino acids. Gene Ontology annotation, cellular component: ribosome; 90S preribosome; cytosolic small ribosomal subunit. The record is from RefSeq and is a predicted model, not a curated record. Gene Ontology annotation, molecular function: structural constituent of ribosome. The transcript has 2 exons.